Messenger RNA from Bactrocera dorsalis (oriental fruit fly), 908 nucleotides. RefSeq lists its product as hypothetical. The transcript is spliced from 2 exons. Bases 106 to 846 code for a protein of 246 amino acids. Lineage: Eukaryota; Metazoa; Arthropoda; Insecta; Diptera; Tephritidae. The record is from RefSeq and is a predicted model, not a curated record.
AUAUAAAUUAAGCGCCGAUCAAGCUUUACUCAAAUGUAUUUAGUGCUUCUAACGACACGUACGAAAAAGUAAAAAGCACACACACACACAUACUUAUAUAAAAAUAUGGCAAAAUCGUUUGGAUUAGCGGUUCUGUGCGUUUAUUGUACGCUACAGCUCAUUGCAGCUUUUCCCUAUCAAAAUUCCUUAAAUGGCAUCGAGGGUGAGGACUUAAAACUAGUUGGCUUAGAGCACAGUAAAGCAGUAAAAUUUGCCGAGGAUGACUUUCGCAAAUCGCUACAGCCCGUUUUGGCUAGCACGCUCGACAUACUAGAAGAGCACUCAAAAACACUCAUAUUGGAGUCGGCAAGCUUUCUCGACGAUCUGCUGGUCGAAUUGAAUACACUGCCCGAGGACAAUGAAUACGUCAAAGAGCUUAUACCAGAACUGACAAGCCUGUUGGAUCGCCUGGAGAAACUCGAUUUAGAUGACGAAUCGACGCCGGCGUUAGAAGAGAAAGCAGCUGUUUUACUGGCUAUCGCCAAGGUUUAUGGAAAUUUCGACGUUAUAGCGCGGAGCAGCGAUGACAGUGGCGAGCAGGCUGUGGUGAAAACAGCCUUCCAGAAGUUGGAAUCUAAAGGUCUAAAUGAGCGUAUUAAUAAGUCUUCAAAGCGGGCGGUAGACAAAUUCACCACAGUAUUUGCGCCUUUCUGGAAUUCGCUUAGCGAUGUACAAAAAGGGGAGCAUGCAGACUUGGCCGAUUGGUAUGAACGCUUCCAAGCCAUUGAGUCGUCGCAGGAGAAGCUAAAAAGUUUUAUAGAAUUUCUCAAUAUUAUUCAUGAUAUCGUCAUACCAAAAAUAAAUUAAGACCAGGGGGUCUAUAAUGUGAUAUUAAAUAAAUAUAUAUGUGACCUUUUUUUAUAAAAUAA